This is a messenger RNA of Dinoponera quadriceps, 1293 nucleotides long. RefSeq lists its product as uncharacterized. The transcript has a single exon. Gene Ontology annotation, cellular component: extrinsic component of mitochondrial inner membrane. Bases 1 to 1293 code for a protein of 430 amino acids. NCBI's taxonomy places the organism in Eukaryota, Metazoa, Arthropoda, Insecta, Hymenoptera, Formicidae. The record is from RefSeq and is a predicted model, not a curated record.
AUGGAGGACCCAGAGAAAGAAAUAAUUAAACAUAAUGGGUCAUUAUUGCCUAAACUUUACAAUCAGUUUUUCAAUCCGAACAUUUGCCAUAUUUGUAAAUCGGUAGACAUAGACUCUUCCAAAUCAUGCGAUAAGUGUUACAUGAUAUCUUAUUGCCAUCAAGAUCACAAAUCAUUUCACGAAAUGCAACACAAAGAAAUAUGCGAGGCUGUAGUAAAGCUCUCAAAACUGAAGCCGAGAAUGAUCUCCGGUCCCAUCACCUUGUAUCGAUGGAUCAAUGAGAAGAGGAAAUUUAUGAAAUUGAUACAUCAAAGUUUAUUCCGCCAACUCGAACAGCACGAGGAGGAAAUGUUCCUGUGUAUGAAAUCGUGCCUUAUUUGUUACAAACAGAAUUAUCUGAACGCUUGCAAAAAAUGCUACUCCGUCAAUUAUUGUAUCCAGCAUAAGGUGCAAUUUAACACAGAACAUACUGAGUUCAUGUGCAAGCAACUGAGACUGUUGCUCAACAUAAAUAUUGCAUCUAUGACACCCAAUCUAACUGAAAUAACGCGAAGCUUCAUUGCGUUUGCUGAUGAAAAUAUUAAAUUUGGCAACACAUUUCAAUUAAUUACGGAAUUUGCAAAGAUAAGAAAAACUCUGGAUUGGGCUGCCACUGAUUAUAUCCUUUCCGAUUAUAUUUCAGGACCACUAGCACUCUAUUAUGGAAUGCAGAAAUCAAAUUUCUUACAGCUUCUCCUCCAAGCCGAUAUUUUCACCGUUCACAUUAUAACUGCAAACCGUGUGAAUAAAAAUAAUCUACGGGCUUGGGAGAUUUUGCUUCAUUGUAUACCGAGAAUAAAGAAACUAGUAAUUAUUAUAAUAGGAUCAAAAUUAAAGCCUGAUCCACCUAUAUAUGAAGUUUGUGAAAAUUGCCAGAGUAAGAAAAAACAGUUUUCAUUAUCUUCUGUUUCUAAGAUGUACUACGAAUACACGACCGAUUACAAAUACAAACGACCGGACGUCAUCGUAGGUAUUCAAGUGGAAAUUACUAAGAAGUUAUGGUCGCAAUCUAUAAGAGCAAUACAAGCUCAAAGCUGCCCGUUACUUUUAACUACUUCGGACGUAUUUAGAACGUGCAGAUACAUAAAAGAGAUGAAAAAUAUUCUAGGUGCAAAUCUAACACCUGAUAUUGAAAUAAAAAGUCCGUUCAAUAGUUGCGCACCGCACAAAGACUUUCGGAUUGAUGGGGUAUAUUACUGUAACAAAUAUAUACUUGUUUACAAGAAUUUGAACGGUUCUAGCAGUUCUAUAUGA